Molecule: messenger RNA, 1410 nt
Organism: Ostreobium quekettii
Lineage: Eukaryota; Viridiplantae; Chlorophyta; Ulvophyceae; Bryopsidales; Ostreobiaceae
Source: the annotation of a GenBank genome assembly
AUGUACGACUGCCCGCCGGACGGCGACAUCUGCAUCGAGGACUUCGAGAGGUUCGCCCUCGACCGCCUGAUCGUGCUGAGGAAGAUCGAGGAAGACCGGUCGGCAAGGAGGAGGGAAGAAGAGGUGCAGGAACGGGCUUUGAAGCUAUUCAAGCAGCAGAUCAAGGGACUAACGGAAGAGGAAGCCCAGCGGAGGGACGUCCAGUCACACUUCAUCUUGAGGCUUGCAUACUGCCGCACAGAGGAGCUCAGGCGCUGGUUUCUCACACAGGAAUGCGACCUAUUCACCAUGAGGCUGCGCAACCUGCCGGCCAGACAGCAGGUUCAAUUCCUGGAGGCCAACAACAUGCCCUACGAAAUGAUAAAUGAUGCUGAGUUCCACAGCAUCAAGGCACAGCUGGCCGCCACCUACCUCUCCCAGUACAACAAAAGAGAGGAGGCUGAGGCCGUUAGGUCCGGCAGGCGCAAGACUUUCUUCAAGGUUCCUUUUGAACAAGUUCCAGACCUCCUCUACCAUAGGCGUGUGUACAUUCAGCAGGGCUUUGCAUAUGUGCCCUGCGAGCACCUGUCAUCUUUGGUGGUGGGACACUUCCGUGCAAGGCUGUCUAAGGAGCUGACACUGCUUGCAAGGAAAUGGGAAGAUGUAUCCUCCAUGGAAGCCGAUCGGCUUACUCCCAUGUUGGAAGGGCUUCAGAGCAGGUACUUGGGACCCGAGGUUGGGGAAAGUGUUGGUGAGGGCGCAACCAUCCAACAGCUGCCCUCCCUGGCGUACAAGUCCUUCCCCCUCUGCAUGCAGCACCUCUUCGAACGGCUAAGACAGGACAGCCACCUGCGGCACCAGGGCAGGAUGCAGCUGUCGCUGUUCCUCAAGGGGAUCGGCCUCUCCCUGUCAGACGCGCUGCAAUUCUGGCAGACCCAGUUCGCGCCCAAGAUCCCUUUGGAAAAGUUCCAGAAGGAGUAUGCGUACAACAUCCGGUACAAUUACGGGAAGGAGGGUAAGCGGCAGGAGCUCUCGCCCUACAGCUGCAUCAAGCUGGUGUCGAUGACGCCCCAGGUGGGCGAGCACCAUGGCUGCCCGUACAAGACCUUCAGCGAGCCGCAGCUGCGAGCCGCACUGUCGAGGCUCAAUGUUGCGCCCAGGUCGAUCACUGAGGCGGUGAACAAAGCGAAGGCCGGGCACUACCAACUUGCGUGUGGUGCCGCAUGGGAAGGGAAGCACGGCUGCCCCUGUGACGCGGGCGUUCAGCACCCCAAUCAGUACUACAGGGAGAGCCGGGCGACCAUAGAGCGGCAGCAGAGCAGCGCAGGGCCGUCCACGCCGGCCACGCCCGCCGCGCGGCCGCAAGGUGGGCAACUGCGAGGUGGGCCUGCGACCGCGCCCGCAAAGCUUGGCACAUCAUGGCGCAGUUGA